CCCACCUAAAAAUCGCAGCUCAAAUCCAUCAUCGUCAACUUCUCGAUCAAAGCAGGAGAUUAUCUCUGCUCUAUAGCUCAAUCUUCCUUGUCAAUCAAAUCAACAAAUUUUCCUUGUUCUCGAUCUUCCUUAUUAGCGAAUUUGCGCCUUUGCGAAUCAUCCGCCGAAUUCGCCCCUCAACCAAAUUUCCAGGAUUCAUCGUAUUUCAGUCUCUUAAUGUCGCAAGUAAAGAGGGAUGGCGCGUAAGAGGUUGAACGUCGUCUCAAUCAAUAACACUCCAAUAGGAGAAGAAGGAAAUUAACUUACUCAGUUCUUGGGCACCCUUGUGAAGAUGCCAAGUCAUGUUGGAAUAAACAUUCAUGAUUGGAGAGAUAUCUCUUAAUCUCUUAUACAAUAAAGGAAAAUUUAUGGAGCAUUGUGAAGGAGACUCAAUUGGCUCCAUACCUGACGACGUACUACCAACACGUGGAAAGAAGUUCUUCAUUCUUCAUAAUGUGGUGAAUGAGGUAAAUGGUACUCAUGAUUCUAAAGACCCUGCAUUCAUGCUCUGCAUAAAUGUGCUCUGUCCUCUCUACAACCACAAGUUCUCAUACAAGAUCCACAAGUUCCUAUUCUUCAAGCUUAAGUUUCUACACUUUCAAGAAAGGUUGAUAUUCUAUUAGGUGGUUUAAAAAAGAAUCUCCCUCCUCAACAACUAUGCACAAUUCUUAGCGGUUUGAAUGAUGAGGUCGGUGGUGAACUUUCUCCAACACACAAAAGGUCAUCAACUCGAAGGAGUCAAAGCCAUCAACCC
This is a messenger RNA of Cuscuta epithymum, 793 nucleotides long. Lineage: Eukaryota; Viridiplantae; Streptophyta; Magnoliopsida; Solanales; Convolvulaceae. The record is from the annotation of a GenBank genome assembly.